AUGAAGAUUGUCGUCCGUUCAAAUUCCAGAAUCGAUUUCACCCUGUCGGUUGAGGACAAUCAAACUGUGCUAGAACUCAAAGAAAUGCUCGAAAAAAAAACUCGCAUAAAAGUGGAUGAAAUGUUUCUCAGUCACAGAGGACGUUUACUGUACGACGAAGCAGAGUUGGGGACAUGUAACUUCAAAGAGAUGGAUAUGGUUAUCAUGAACAUACGUCUUCUCUCCUGUAAAAAGUGCUCGUGUUAA
Messenger RNA from Caenorhabditis remanei, 246 nucleotides. RefSeq lists its product as uncharacterized. Gene Ontology annotation, molecular function: protein binding. The transcript has 2 exons. NCBI's taxonomy places the organism in Eukaryota, Metazoa, Nematoda, Chromadorea, Rhabditida, Rhabditidae. The record is from RefSeq and is a predicted model, not a curated record. The coding region runs from base 1 to 246 and encodes 81 amino acids.